CUUCCUCCCUAACGUUCAACUGCGAAAGAUAUGGGUCACGGAAAUUCUAACAAGUUGUACAUCACACAUGCUGAGCACUCUGGGCAGUUUGGUUCGCACUCGUCGUCUAUAGGAUACAAGCAGAAAGCAGAAGCACCUCAUCCUGCGUCGAUCACUCCUUUUGACUGUUGUGCCAUCUCGUUCCAACCCUUCAGCCAUCCUGUUUGCGCGCGCAACGAGGAUGGGACCGGAACGGUCUUCGACCUAGUCAACAUCAUUCCCUGGCUGAAACAGCAUAACAACACCCACCCGAUUACGAAAGCACCCUUGAACCCAACUGACCUCAUAACGCUGCACUAUUCACGCAAAGAGUCAUCAAACGAGUUGCACGAUCCCAUCAGCUUCAAACUUUUCAGCCAGCACUCUCAUAUCGUUGCAAUUUCAACAACUGGCAACGUAUUUCUCGCAGAGAGCAUCAAGGGUGGGCGGGACCUCAUAAGUGAUGUCCCUUACAAAAAGUUUGUCUCAUCUCUGAAGCACAGUGGAACCAAGCUCAACUUUCUCAGGGAGGAUGUGAUAACACUGCAGAAUCCGCAUGACCUUCCUUCAGUAUCCAUCGCUGCUGCCAAGUCUGUUGCCACAGCUGCACCCGAGAAUGAUAAGAAGGCCAUGGCCCCUCCGUCCGUGAUACCUGUGAAGGCAAAAGCAGAGGUUCCAUGGAACGUGUCACCGUAUUCAAAUGGUUUACCUGGUGCCAGUUUGACUUCGACUUCGGUCGACCCAACGGCCAAUGUAUCUUCUAAAUUGGUCUGGGAUGAGGAGGAACUUAUGUUCGAGGACAUCUCCAAUCCUCUCAAAGGCAAAGGAAAGGAAAAGGAUGUCGGAAAGAGGCGUGCAUACGUUCGCGUGAUUACAAAUCUGGGUGGAAGCAGUCUGAACUUGGAACUAUUUUGUGACAAGGCACCGAAAACAUGCUAUAAUUUUCUGAUGUUGGCUAAAGCAGGCAAAUACAACGACUGUCUCUUCCAUCGAUUAGUUCCCGGCUUUAUGGUCCAGACGGGUGAUCCGACUGGCACUGGGUCUGGAGGAUCUUCAUAUUGGGGAACACCCUUCCGUGACGAAUACGAUCUAAAGAACGCUGCACGACAUGAUUCGAGAGGCACGCUUGCGAUGGCAAACAAAGGAGCGGGGACGAACGGCUCUCAGUGGUACUUGACGUUCAAGCCAUGCCCUCAUCUGGACAAGAAGCACACCGUAUUCGGGAAACUUGUUGGCGGAGAAGAUGUGCUGGACGCGAUCGAAAAGGUCGGAGUCAAAGAAGGCGGCUCGCGGCCACUCAAACCAAUUCGUAUCACAGAAGUUGUCAUUUACCAGGAUCCCUUCGAAGAGUACAAGACACGAUUGGCCAAGAAAUUGGCCAGGAAGAAAGAAGCGGAACAAGGCGCCCCGGCGGAUAAACCAGUUGUCAAGCAGGGAGACGGAGUGAAUUGGUUCGGCGUCAAAGUCGGUUCUGAAUCAGCUCCUGUAGUAGCUGCUGAAGGUGGUGUUGGCAAAUACCUGGGCCUCAAACGAUCGCAGGAGACCACUGCCUUUGAUCAAUCUGGGGCUGAGGGCAAGAAAAAGCGCAAGAUAGGAUUUGGCUCCUUCGAUAGCUGGUGA
This is a messenger RNA of Mycena citricolor, 1638 nucleotides long. The record is from the annotation of a GenBank genome assembly. Lineage: Eukaryota; Fungi; Basidiomycota; Agaricomycetes; Agaricales; Mycenaceae.